Phanerochaete carnosa HHB-10118-sp is the source of this 594-nucleotide messenger RNA. RefSeq lists its product as uncharacterized. The transcript has a single exon. NCBI's taxonomy places the organism in Eukaryota, Fungi, Basidiomycota, Agaricomycetes, Polyporales, Phanerochaetaceae. The coding region runs from base 1 to 594 and encodes 197 amino acids. The record is from RefSeq and is a predicted model, not a curated record.
AUGCAUUCCACACCAGAAGAGAGCUUGCCGCCGGCGCCGUCGUCGCCGUAUCCUUACCACAAAUCAUCAGUGACCAGCCCGACGAUAGAACAAAUUGCCAUGGGCUUGCACAUAUCUCGUACACCUCACUUAGUCUCUUCCCCACGCACAUGCCACGCCCGAAGUCGACAUUCUGACACUCCUGAAACUCCUCGGUGCGUUUCAACUCCACCACGCCCGAGUCGGCCCCUACAUUUCAGGAGGGGCUCAGCACCCGCAAUCUCUCUCCCACCUCCACCGGCACGUUCUUCUCUGAAGAAGCCGGCGUCCAUCUCAAAUCCGCUCACUCCGUCCGACUCAAACGCGUCGCUAUCGACGCUGACGUCCACGGCGCCAAGUACACCGCAUUCAAACCGGAGCGCGUCAACCUCUACAUCGCGCUCCGUGUUCUCGUCGAAACUGCAUCUUGGCAUGCGCUUACUCCUCCCAGGUAGGAAGAGUUCCGCGUCGAGCACGGCAACAACGUCGGACGAUGGCUCGGCUUCGUCGGAGCUAACUCCGCGAAAGGUUGUCCGUUUUUCCGCCGUGUCGGGCGAGCUCGAAGAGAGGCCCUAG